UGAACGAACAAGCUCAUUAACUAUCGUCUUGACAGCGCAAGAGCUCUUCGUUUUUGAAUGAGUUAUCCAUUGCCAGUGCCUGCGCACAUGAGGAUUCCGCUAAGGUGCUGAAAGGACAGCUCCUGGGAAUCAACAGAGCCGACGACAGGAAUGAUAAUCAGGAUGUUUAAAUUAAGACUCCUCAACGCUGUCGCCCCAGCAUACUUUUUCUCGGCCACAGCGGUAACCUUCAUUUUUCACUUCUGCUUUUUCAUCCCAACGAUUUUUCAAAGCCCGGGCAUCUCACUGAGAGCAUCAACUGUGAUUCACACCGCCAUUUUCCUAUACCUGAUGCUGAACGCUUUAGGUAACUAUGUCAUGACUAUAAAGUACCCCGCUGAGAGCGCAAAUGAGACCGUGAUUCCUGCAUGUUCUGCAGAUUGCUCAGAUAAAAUAGACGCCCACUACCUCCUCAACGGUCGCCACUUCUGCAAACUCUGUAAGAAAGUCAUACUCAGGAGGGACCACCACUGUUUUUUUACUGGAAAUUGCAUUGGCAACAAAAACAUGCGAUACUUCAUCAUGUUCUGCAUAUACACGUCAUGCACUUGUUUGUACUCCUUGGUUCUUGGUGUGGCCUUUCUAACUGUGGAAUACAACAUCUCCUUUGAGAACCCAUUGACUUUCCUCACCCUUCUGCCCCUCUCGACUGGUUACUUCUUCCUCGGAGUUAUUUCAGGUCUGCAGUUCUUCCUGGUGUUGAUGCUAUAUGUGUGGCUGGGCAUCGGCUUGGUGUGUGCAGGGUUCUGCUGUCAGCAGGUGCUGCUGGUAGCGCGGGGGCAGACCUACUGCCAGAUGAAGCGAGGCCAGCUGGUGGAGAGCUGCAGCUCCUGGAAGGACAACCUGAGUGAUGUGUUUGGCUCCCACUGGGCGGUGGGGCUUUUCCUGCCAGUACAGACAGUGGAGGCCUUUUCAGGAGAGGUCGCUGCCCACCACCAUAAACAUGACUGAGGUUCACCAGGGUAGAGAGAACCUGGACAUCAUUCACAUGAACUACCCCCAGUGGUUCACAUAAAGAAGAUAUCAAUUGCAUACUCCUCGAGUCCUCUCUCUUCGUCUCCGUCUCAAAACCCAUUGGAUGAGAAAGCCAGAGGUCCCACCCCUCUGACCUUCUCCUCCAAUGGGUUAUGAGAAGGAGACAAAGAGAGAGGACGCGAGGAGUAUGAAAUUGACAUCUUCCCAUUGACUCAUCAUCAUGCUUCCUUGUUGGGCUUGUCAGGAGGAUAGUUUAAAAUGUACAUCAAAUGAGGGAAGCCCAGAACAAACAUAAUGUGUCCAUGAUAGAUAGAUAUGCCCACACAUACCUGUUCUGACCUCUUCAUCUUAACUCGUAUACAGAAAACUGUGCUCAGCAUAUAUACACACACACAUAUAUAUAUAUAUAUAUAUAUAUAUAUAUAUAUAUAUAUAAAUAACUUACUGAUAAUGGCUUUUAAUGACAUUGGUCUACUAUUCACAGAAUGUAUACAUGAAUACAUUCCUUGAAGGACAGGAACAAGAGCAAUCUGAGAAGUGUAUGGAAUGCAGGUGUAAAAAGCAAUCCAAGAAGAUGUAUAAGUAUGUACACUGCAUUUGGAAAUUAUUCAGAACCCUUGACUUUUUCCACAUUUUGUUACUUUACAGCCUUAUUCAAAAAUUGAUUAAAUAGCUUUUUACCCCCCUCAUUAAUCUACACACAAUACCUCAUAAUGACAAAGCAAAAACAGAUAUUUUUUGUGUGCAAAUUAUUAAAAAUAAAAAUUGGAAAUAUCACAUUUACAUAAGUAUUCAGACCCUUUACUCAAUAUUUUGUUGAAGCACAGUUGUCAGCGAUUACAGCUACAAGUUUGGCACACCCGUAUUUGGGGAGUUUCUCCCAUUCUUCUCUGCAGAUCCUCUCAAGCUCUGUCAGAUUGGAUGGGGAGCGUCGCUGCACAGCUAUUUUCAGGUCUUUCCAGAGAUAUUCGAUAAGGUUCAAGUUUGGGCUCUGGCUGGGCCACUCAAGGACAUUCAGAGUCCCAAAGCCUGUCUUGGCUGUGUGCUUAGGGUCGUUGUACUGAUGGAAGGUGAACCUUCGCCCUAGUCUGAGGUCCUGAGCGCUGUUGAGCAGGUUUCAUCAAGGAUCUCUCUGUACUUUGCUCCGUUCAUCUUUGCCUCAAUCCUGACUGGUCUCCCAGUCAUUGCCGCUGAAAAACAUCCCCACAGCAUGAUGUUGCCACCACCAUGCUCCACCGUAGGGAUGGUAUUGGCCAGGUGAUGAGCGGUGCUUAGUUUCCUCCAGAUAUGAAGUUUGGCAUUCAGGCCAAAGAGUUCAAUCUUGUUUCUCAUGGUCUAAGAGUCCUUUAGGUGUCUUUUGGCAAUCUCCAAGCGGGCUGUCAUGUGCCUUUUAUUGAGGAGUGGCUGCUGUCUCGCCACUCUACCAAAAAGGCCUGAUUGGUGGAGUGCUGCAGAGAUGGUUGUCCUUCUGAAAGGUUCUCCCAUCUCCACAGAGAAACUCUGGAGCUCUGUCAGAGUGACCAUCAGGUUCUUGGUCACCUAACUGACCAAGGCUCUUAUCCCCUGAUUGCUCAGUUUGGCCUGGCGGCCAGCUCUAGAAAGAGUCUUGGUGGUUCCAAACUUCUUCGGCGUAAGACUUGAUGGAGGCCACUGUGUUCUUGGGAACCUUCAAUGCUGCAGGAAUGUUUUGGUACCCUUCACCAGAUCUGUGCCUCGACACAAUCCUGUCUCGGAGCUCUAAGGACAAUUCCUUGGACCUCAUUGCUUGGUUUUUGCUCUGACAUGCACUGUCAACUAUGGGAUCUUAUAUAGACAGGUGUGUGCCUUUCCAAAUUAUGUCCAAUCUAUUGAAAUUACCACAGGUGGACUCCAAUCAAGUUGUAGAAACAUCUCAAGAUGAUCAAUGGAAACAGGAUGUACCUGAGCUCAAUUUCGAGUCUCUUAGCAAAGAGUCUGAAUACUUAUGCAAAUAAGAUCUGCUUUUUUAUUUUUAGUACAUUUGCUAAAUUUUCUAAUAACCUGUUUUCGCUUUGUCAUCAUGGGAUCUUGUCUGUAGAUUGAGGAAAAUAAUUGUUUUAAUCCAUUUUAGAAUAAGGCUGUAACAUAACAAAAUGUGGAAAAAGUGAAGGUGUCUGAAUACUUUCCGAAUGCACUGUGUGUAGUUAUUUUGGACUACAUGAUAUCAAUUAUAAUUCAUGUAGUGGUUACACUUAAAUAACUAAGUGCAUGCUUACCUUUCCUGUGCGGAUUUUGUGGCAAUAUGUUGCUAGAUAGCAUUUAACACAAAAUGCUGUGAUAGAACAUUUCAAAUAAGGAUUUAGAGUCUUUAGCUGGUAUGCACAGGUAUGAUACUCCAAACAUUUAUUAUUAUUUAGACAUUCAGGAAAACACAGUAGCAUAAAUGACUGUAUUGGGGCAGAUGUUGGGACCUACACAUAAUGGGGGGAAGAUGUUGUUAUUGUCAUCAACAAAGUGAUUUUCUUUUGUAGAUUUCCCAGUUUUAACUUUCACCAAAGGGCUACUGUCGCUAACAAUAUGUAACUCCACUGGAGGGAAAACUCACUAAAAUGGCUGUAUAGCACAAUUUGCCAGGCUUACAAUGGUAUCAGGAGUAUGGAACAUUCUAUUGCAUAACAACAUUUGAACUAGAACACCAAUUUAAAUACUUUUUGUUGUUGAUAAGUUUUCUCUGAAAAUAGGGGAAAUGUGUUAUCAGUUUGUAGAUACACAUUCAGACAGUGCUUUACAAGGAGAAACAGAAAUCUACAGCAGAGGAAAACAGGGUAAGAAUUCAGGUUGCUGAUCUUUAUGUCCAAACUAUUAUGUCCAUUGUUGUCGUAUGGCCUGUACCUACAAAUGACCCCAAAGAUGAUGAACCGUAGUUUGGAUUUGUUCAUGGUGGGAUCCUACAAUAAGACUGUACACUUGUUCCAAAUUUGUUGAGCAAGAGAUUGUGCCUUCAGAAAGUAUUCAUAUGGGGGGGUAUGCAGGCUGUUGUUACAGCCUGCAUUUAAAAUAGAUUACAUUUAUUUGUUUUCUCACCCAUCUACAUACCCCAUGAUAACAAAUGAAAAACGUGUUUUUAGAAAAUUUAGCAAAUUUAUUGAAAAUGAAAUACAGAAAUAUCUCAUUUCCAUAAGUAUUCACACCCCUGAGUCAAUACAUGUUAUAAAUCACCUUUGCCGCGAUUACAGCUGCAAGUCUUUCUGGGUAAGUCUCUUCUGGGUAAGUCUAAGAGCUUUGUAUCCCUAGAUUGUACAAUAUUUGCCCAUUAUUAUUUUCAAAAUUCUGUCAAAUUGUUGAUCAUUGCUAGAAAAUCAUUUAAGUCUUGCCAUAGAUUUUUGAAGCCAAUUUAAGUAAAAAUGAACUAUUGAUUUUAGGUUAUUGUCCUGCUGAAAAGUUAAUUCAUCUCCCAGUGUCUAGUGGAAAGCGGACUAAACCAGGUUCCCUCUAGGAUUUUACCUGUGCUUAGCACCAUUCUGUUUCUUUUUUUAUCCUGAAGAACUCCCCAGUCCUUACAAGCAUACACAUAACAUGAUGCAGCCACCACUAUGCUUGAAGAUAUGGAGAGUGGUACUCAGUAAUGUGUUGUAUUGGAUUUGCCCCAAACAUAAGUUUAUAUUCAGGACAAAAAGUAUUUUUUUUGCAGCCUUUUUUGCAGUAUUACUUUAGUGCCUUGUUGUAAACACAAUGGAUGUUUAUUUCACUCUUAGUGUAGUAUUGUGGAGUAACUACAAUGUUGUUGAUCCAGCCUCUGUUUUCUCCACACACACAGCCAUUGUAUAUUUGCCAUUGUAUAUUUGUAAUGACUGGAUGUAUUGAUACACAAUCCAAAGUGUAAUAACUUCACUAUGCUCAGAGAUAUUCAAUGUCUACUUAAAAAAACAAAAACCAUCUACCAAUAGGUGCCCUUCUUUGCGAGGCAUUUGAAAACCUUCCUGGUCUUUUUGGUUGAAUCGGUUUAAAAUGCACUGCUCGACUGAGGGACUUUACAAAUAUUUGUACAGAGAUGAGGUAUGUUAAACACUAUUAUUGCACACAGAGUGAUUCCAUGCAACUUACAGUAUAGUGACUUAAGCAAAUGUUCACUUCUGAACUUAUUUAGGCUUGCUAUAACAAAGGGAUUGAAUACUUGUCUUGAGUCAUUUCAGCUUUUCAUUUUUGAUUAAAAUGGUAAAAUAAAUAUAUAAUUCCACUUUGACAUUAUGUGGUAUUGUGUGUAGGCCUGUGACAAAACAAUCUAAAUUGUAGAAAUGUCAAAUGUAACACAACAAAAUAUGGAAAAAGUCAAGGGGUGUGAAUACUUUCUGAAGGCACUGUAUAACAUUUUACAGCCCAUCUUUAACUGUAAUGAAUAUUCUGGUAUUUAUUCUGGUAUUAGAUUCCAUCUGGAGCAAA
Messenger RNA from Oncorhynchus keta (chum salmon), 5412 nucleotides. RefSeq names its product zinc finger DHHC-type palmitoyltransferase 22 (gene zdhhc22). The transcript is spliced from 3 exons. NCBI's taxonomy places the organism in Eukaryota, Metazoa, Chordata, Actinopteri, Salmoniformes, Salmonidae. Gene Ontology annotation, molecular function: palmitoyltransferase activity. Gene Ontology annotation, biological process: protein palmitoylation. Gene Ontology annotation, cellular component: Golgi apparatus. Bases 151 to 990 code for a protein of 279 amino acids. The record is from RefSeq and is a predicted model, not a curated record.